Sipha flava (yellow sugarcane aphid) is the source of this 1161-nucleotide messenger RNA. RefSeq names its product translation initiation factor eIF-2B subunit alpha (gene eIF2Balpha). The record is from RefSeq and is a predicted model, not a curated record. The transcript has 8 exons. Gene Ontology annotation, molecular function: guanyl-nucleotide exchange factor activity; translation initiation factor activity. The coding region runs from base 201 to 1109 and encodes 302 amino acids. NCBI's taxonomy places the organism in Eukaryota, Metazoa, Arthropoda, Insecta, Hemiptera, Aphididae. Gene Ontology annotation, biological process: translational initiation. Gene Ontology annotation, cellular component: eukaryotic translation initiation factor 2B complex.
AACCUUAUUGGGUUUGAUAACAGGUCCUCAAUUGUAGAUUGAAAUUAAUUGGUUAGGUAAUUCCACACAAUCAAAUUGGAUAUUCGGAUAGAUAAUUCUUGGUUCCGGUCUUAGAUCUGAGACCGAAAUCUAAACUGUUUACCCUAAGCGAUUAUUUUUCCUUUUUAUCUGAUAAAAGUUCGUAUGCUUGUAUCUAAUCCAUGUUGAAAGAAGAGGUGUCUCGGUACUAUAGUGAUAUUAUGGAAAAAGAGCCUGAUGUAAGUGCUAGUAUAGCAGCAAUAAGUACACUGUUGAAACUAUUGGAACAUGAUAAAUCUGAAACUGUACAAGAACUUGAUUUGAAUUUGCAAUCUGCUGUAGAAGUAAUAACAAAUACAAGUUUCCGUGUCACUGGUGUAUCAUCAGGAUGUGCAUUAUUUAUGCGAUUUAUUACAUUUGCAAAAUUGGAUAACAUAACUUUUGCCGAUUGUAAGAAAGUCAUGUUGGACAGAGGAAAAGUAUUUUUGAAAAAAUUGACUGAAGCUAGAAACAAAGUUGCCAAAAUUACUCUUCCUUUUUUCGUUGAUGGUAUAAAUAUCUUAACACAUUCAAAAUCAAGAGUAGUGUUAGAAGCAAUGAAAUUAGCAGUAAAUUCUCAAAAAAGAUUUCAUGUUUAUGUAUCUGAAUCAGCUCCUGAUAAAAGCGGAAUUGAAAUGUAUAACUGUUUGAAGAAACUUAGUAUUCCUUGUACGUUGAUAUUAGACUCUGCUGUUGGUUACAUCAUGGAAAGAGUGGAUAUGGUUAUGGUAGGAGCAGAAUGUGUUGUAGAAAGUGGUGGAAUCAUAAAUAAAAUUGGAAGUUGUACUAUGGCUAUUUGCGCUAAAGAACUGAAAAAACCAUUUUACGUACUGACUGAAAGUUAUAAGUUCUCCCGAAUGUAUCCUCUAAAUCAAAAAGAUUUACCUAAUAAUUUUAAAUAUACUGCAAACAAUUUGAACGAUGAUAAUUUAUUAAAUGCUCAUCCUUCAGUGGAUUAUACACAUCCAUCUUACAUCAGCUUGCUUUUUACUGACCUUGGAAUAUUGAUGCCAUCAGCAGUUAGUGAUGAGUUAAUCAAACUAUAUCUUUGAUUUAUAUAAAAUCUACAUGUAAAAUGAAGUGUAAGUUUUUUUGUUAUAUAAA